GAGAGAGUGGGUGAGCGGGAGACUGAAACAGUUAGCACAGUUGGAUGAGGAAGUAAGGGUUGUGAGUACACGGGUGUGGUUGGCUUGCUGUUACUCCAUCAGCCUUUCAGACAGAGGAACGCACUGAGGAUGAUGAGGCCCAGGAUGAAUCUGUGGACUCCACACAGGUCGGAUACGAAGGUAGGUGUAAUCACCUAGAAAGGAUUGGUAGACUGGAUAUCAAAGGGGCUUAGGGGGGUUUGGGGUGAAACAGACUGAAAAAAAGAGAUUGAUGGAGGAUGACAGACAAACGGAUGAACAGACAGACAGAGAGUGAGUGAGAGUGCUAGAUGUGACAAACGGCCCGGCGGGUCAGACUAGAGGAAAGGGAGAGACGCCUGUACAGCCCAGGGGAAACAGGCCUCAUCUUGACAUAUGCUCCGGAGUGAAAUGAAGAUUGGCAUGACCUGCUAAUCUGAGCUGUCACAGCUCAUGACGGCCACAGACGCUCACCUGUCACACUGCUCCCAGCCCGCAGGACAAGCUGCCACCAGGAUAGGUCAAAGAUCGAGAUUCAUUUUGUGCUGGGGGAGGAUUCAAACUGAGCCACCAGCCCAGACUUCCAUCUGUCACUCUACCUGCUCGUCUCUGUGUGCCUGCCAGUUGUUGUUCCCUGCACUGUACUGCCAUAAAAUAGCACAAUAGUGUACAUGUCUUCGCCUGCUUUUUUGUCUAUAGUGUUCUGUUUUAAGCUAGGGGCGAUAUGUUGUGAGGGGGAGGAAAGCACAUGUUUUUCCACUGAUUCAGAAAACGCUGCUCACCAGUUCAGGAUUUCCAUUAUGUUUAAAAAGAAUUGUUUUGACACAUCCUCCAAUGCCGCUUUUUUAAUUGGUGACAGGAGCAAACUGGAAAAAAAUAAAGACAAAGUUUGAUCAAUACUGCCUUAAAGUUAAACACAAGACACGUGGGCGGAUUGCACACACAAUGUGCGGCCUCGAUCACUCAUUUCUGACAAACGUUAAAAAAAACACACAAACGCUGGUUAUAUUGUGUUUGUAUUAUUCAGUUUGACAUCCAAAGUUGGAAUCUGAUGUCUGUUGUGCUCUGUGAGGAGUGUGGGUGAUGUUGCCUGUGUGCCUGAAGAGAAAGGAGAAGUAGCCAUGUUGAGCAAAAACCUCCCUUGGUAAAACUUCCUGUUUAGUGGAUGUAGACUGAACAAAAUGUACUGGAGAGAGAGUGCGCAUGUGCCAGUCAUCUUAGCAGGUUUGUGGUUCGGUGUUUAUGGUUUAAACAGAUGUAAACCAGAUAGAGAUAGUCUGUAAACUACCAGGGUAUGAGAAAUGAGCAGAAAUGUCCUCUGCUUGGUACUUUACAUGAUCUGUCUCUGCUUGUAGAAUCACCUGUUAGACCCCAGCAUAUCUGAUGUGCAUAUCUUAGAUAAGGUUGUUGAAGAACGUUUAGUCUCACAACGGCUGAUAACUGACGUGAGUCACUGCAAAUGAAAACACUGAAAGGAAAACUGUUCAGAUUCAAGUUGAAGCACAACCUGUUAUAUGUGUUCUGUGCCAUGCUUUUGUCUCCUCUUACCAGAAUAUGAUUUCAUCUUUGUCUUUCAGAAGUAUUUGGCUUCCUUUACCCUUUUCCUGUUUGUUAUGCUGCAAGGUAAGUAUUUUAUCCUACUGGCACUGAUUGAUUUAGCUGACUUCAAACCCACAUUUGAAUCUAACAGUGAAUUUAUGUGAAUCUUAGGUUGGCCACACUGAACACAAAACUUAAUGUGAGUUAUGUACAGCUACAGCUGUCUAAAGAUAUUAUUAGCCAACAUUUGACACCAUAAACUUAUGACCAGUCAGAGUAUAGCACAGAAACUGCACUGUACUGACAUAAAUCAAUGAUCUCUUGAAAAUUCUGUACAAUCGGGGGAGGCAGGAUGUUUUUCAGAGAUGUUGAACAAUUUGUGUCUUUGAUCGGGAUUAAUCACUAAAUUUCAACAGCUUACAACUAUUGAUCACAUUUUUGUUUGCAUGUCCAAGUUCCAUUCUGCUGAGCAAUUGACGGCUAUUAGACAAAAUAAAUUUUUAGACCAAAUUUCAUUAGUCUAGAUUCUGUAUAUUUUUAGACAGAAUUUAGACGUUGCACUUUAACCCAUUAUUCAAUAACUAUUUAUUUUAAAAAGCAACUGUGAGUUGCAUGAUUGAUCUCCAAGUACUUAACCAAAAUAAUUAUGAUAGCCAUUGAGCAAUGGGCGGCAGUAGCUCAGGAGGUAGAGCGGUCGGCCAAUAACUGAAAGGUUGGCGGUUCGAGCCUGUCCUGUCCCUAGUCUGUCCGUUGUGUCCUUGGGCAAGACACUUAACCCACCUUGCUCCCAGUGUGUGUCCUCCACUGGUGUAUGGUUGUGAGUGUUGUGUGGUGGUGGUCAGAGAGGCCGUAGGCGCAAACUGGCAGCCACGUUUCCGUCAGUCUGCCCCAGGGCAGCUGUGACUACUAAGGUAGUUUACCACCACCGAGGUGUGACUGUGUGAGUGAAUGAAUGAUGUAUCCAAUGUAAAGUGCUUUGAGGGUCUCUGAUAAAGCGCUAUAAAAAUCUGAUGCAUUAUUAUUAUAUAAAGUGUAGUAUAGAUAUAGCCCAGAUUUAGACUUGGUCUAAACUUUCCUUUUUAGACCUGUGGUAGCCUGAUUUUAGACCAGUCAUCUAGGCUACAUUUAGACGUCUAUUAGACCUCUUUUAGACCAAAAAAUGCUCAGUGGGAUUAUCAUGCAUUUCUGAACCAUCUUAAAUAUCACAGCUGCUAUAAGGAGUGUUUUGUGUUUAUGUAACUGACUGAAACUCAUAAUGAUGCCAAACAAAACCAUUAGCAACAAGACUUGCCAUUUUUAAAUUGCAGUUGUUAAUGCUUCAAACAGAUGUGAGAGGAUUAAUGUCAGCAAAGCAGCCAAAGAAAUAGCCUUUUUUUUCAAAUGCCUGCAUAAAAGAAGUGACACUUUUGACUGUUUAAAGUUAGCAGGAUAAUAUUGUAUCGUCAGAAUUCACAGCUUAAGCAUGUAAAGAACAAAAUAAGCAAAUAUUGAUUUAUCCUCAGGGGGGCGCCAACAUUCACGCAAAUCAAAAAUUCCUCACAGGAGCUUUAAUAAUGAAUACCUUAACAUGUUAGAAAAUAUAUAUUAUUGAUUUAUUGGCCUGGUCAGACUGGAAUUGGACAUUAAAAUGAUAUAUGUUAACACAUUAGUCUGACUGAAUUGCACCCAAUCAAACUUUUGAUAGUUCCACUCAUUCUACUCACUCCGCUCACUCACCUUUGCAUUCUGACAUGCCUGUAUAAUCUGGUUGGGGAUUUUCCAAUUUCUCUGUCAUGCCAAAUCAGUCAGACUGAAACUGGCUUGAGCUUUCUGCACAUACUUAAGCGAUGGCACACCAGGCUUUGAGCCCGGAAUUGAGUAGCAUGAUCUCAUUGCUGAGAAGCCGAAGAAAAACUUUCCCCUUUGUACAAGCGGUACAAGAAGUAACAGUGUUUUCAUUUUUCAAAAUGUAAGCAUCUUGGUAACAGGUUUUGCCAACUGUUUUGAAAUGCAAUACAACAACCAGGAGACAACCUGAUAGUUACAAGCUGAGCAGGGGGAUUUCACCACCUACUGGAGCGGAGGUGAAAAUGCUUCUGUCAAUAAAUUGAUUUAUGUCCACUGUAUGCAAACUGGUACAAAGACAGUGGUUCAGUCAAAUGGCCUAACCAAGCUAUAACCACCUUAACUGUGCAUGUAAAAGUACACUCCUGUAUAGAGCUCUGCCAGCUUUAGCAAUGCAGCUGCCUGCUGACAUCACUCUGAGCCGCUAUACCUGUAUGUUCAUCCUGCAGCUCAAAUGACUUUAGUAAUAUUUCAAAUCUGUUUUGGAAUUAAAGUGCAUUUGACUUUUGACUUGUUAACAAAGCCGAUGAGUUUUUUAUUUGUUUGUUUGUUUUUCGUAAGAUGUGUGAUGAUUCACAAGUGCGGGUAACAGGAGAUUGGGAGGAUGUUGUGGUGGUUUGAACAGAGCCAAAAUAUCAUGAGCUUUCAAAAAGAGAAAAAAGGUCAUUUCAGACCUUAAUAACAUCAUAGUACACAUAAAUGCUGCAUGUCUCUUCUUGUUUCAAAACACUUUUUAAUGGACUGGGUUGCAUUACUCAGUAUGACGAGACCGCUCCUUUGAUGUAACUGUGGAUUUCCCCUUCAGCUUUUCUGCAAAUCAGAGUGAGAAAAAUAAAUGACUCCUCAAAAAUGUGUGAUCACAUGACCAAGUUUGUCUUUGGUAGCUCAGAAAACAAAGAGUGACUCAAAUCACCCUCCUCUCCUGCACUGUGGUUUAUAGACUCAGUUUCAAAAUCACAAACAUUUUCCAUCAGACUGUCACUAUGUCACGAGCAAGGCUCCGUGUCAGCCCCUGUCUGAUGUUUUUAUCAGGUCAGUGAAUAUGAUUGUAGUACAGCAACCAUGAGAUGAAUUAUUGCUUAGCCCUGUAGCAGAUAGCUGCAGUUAGCCAAUGGUAUGUAACUGGACUGUACGCAGUCUGUGGUCUGGAGUGAUGGAGGCUGUAAUGCCAUUUAGUGUUUUAUAGUACUCAAAGUAACAUGGGCUACAUAUUACAAAUAGUCUAUAUGAUGUUUGAAAAUAAAAAAGACUUGGUCCAAUGGAAAAAAAAGAUUUUUUUUUUUCCCAGGAGUCCCAGGCAUUUCAAAGUAAGGUAUUUUAGAGCGGUAAUUGUAAAACCACAAUACUGUGACACAGCAAUAUUUUUAUUCAAGGUUAUCACCAUACUGCCAGACCAGCCCAUGCCUCCUCUACGUACACAGAGUGAAAACUAUAACAUCUCUGUACAGCCACAUAAAAUCUUAAUAUCUUAGAAGUGUGGAGGUAUGACUGCAUGCGCUAUAAAUCUUUAAACCCUCGCUCAGAAUCCUUCAAAUGAGUUAAUUUAAGAAAGUGAAUGUUUUGUAAAGCUGCAACAUUAAUUGGAAGGUGCUGAGUGAGUAAACAGACAAUGGCCUCACUGUCCCGCAGAGUCCCACAACAAUCCCCCUCUGUUGAAGCCAGAGGUUUUGUAAGAGCUGCUUCUUUGUAACUGUGCCGCACUGCCCCACUCACAGGACUAUUACUGUGUCACACUCUCUUUGCAUCUGCAGGCCUCUCUUCCCCUGCAAGGCCAGACACUUUCUCAAAGAAUACAUCACGGCAUUGUUUGCGCAAGUCACAGGGACCAACAGCACUGUUCUUUGUCCCUCCUGUAAAAUGGACUGUAUCAAGACCUUGAGGCUAUGAGGCUCCAUCUGAGUUGUGUUUUUGGGUGAUUAAAAUAUGUCUCUUUUUUUGCAGGGUUGCAGGCUCAGUCUCCCACGUCAGCAGAUCAAAUGGUGUCUGUGAGCAGCAAUAUGACAAAUGCAGUAACGAUGCCCAGUGCGCCCACUCCCACUGGUACUGUACUUGUGACUAUUCUGAGAAACACCACUUCACAAUCUUCUCGGUCUCCAGACAAUUCAGUAUUUAACUUUCCAUACUCAGAGAUGUGAGGGCAUCAAACUUUAUUUACCUUUGUGUCAAUGGACAGUUAUUUCAGACGUGCUUGACAUAAUUGUAUGUAGCUGAAAAAAACCCUAAGCCUCCAAAUUUCCAAAUAAGUUUUACAGUUUCUUGUGUUGUGUCUUCAAAAUGCAUAGUGACAUUUCUAUACUUAAUAUAAACAUUCACGUCCAUUAAACACUGAAUAAGUUUGGUUGGAGUUCAGAAACUUGUAAAAGGUUAAGAAAGUGCAGUAGAAGUUCUGUUUUACAGUAACUAAACUUACAUUUGUUGUCAGAGAUGGAUGCAUGAAAAGAUUAUGGUUUUGUUGUAAAGUUCAACCCCUUCUCGCGGUCACAGGAGGAAGAGUAGGAGGAAGAGUCACCAGAGAUGCUGACUCCACACCAGAAGCCUCCCCUGCCAAGCAAACCACAAGCCACCAAGCUGGCGCCAUUAACACCCUUAACGCCAACACAACCGAAAUCAGGACUCCAACAGGUAGUCUGGUUUUGUAAAUGCUGUGAGUAAUAUCCAAAAACAUCCUUAAUGAGAUUUCUUUGUUUCUACCCUUGAAGCUUCCAAAGAGGAAACAACCAAACUGCAAACAAAGGCCACACCAACCAAAGGUAGCAAUCUUCAAUUCACCCUCUUUUUCUCAUGUCUGAGCACCCAGUUGGUGGAGCCAGUGAGUUUGGUUGGUUGAUAGAUUGUUUAGGAAAUAACUUCUUCUCACACCAAUAUUAAAGGCUUGCAGUUAAUGUCCUUACUAAGAAUGCAGAAAGCUUUAAAGCUAAUUAUGAGGUGAUUUCAAAAAAAGUAAAAAUCUGUCUUUUCAAUGACAGACAGAGGGGUACGUUUGCAGUAUUUUUUGGCAUAGGGGACAGAGAGAAAACUAGAGAGAGCGCAACAGAGAGAGCUCUGAUAAGCUUUAAAAAUGUCAGCCAAAAUUUCCUCUGAGAGCCAUUCUACUGAAAUACUCUGAAUUUCAAUUAAAAUAGAGUUAAACAUAGAAAUGCGGCUGGAAUUUUAUGAGAAGUAAUUAUGGAUGGGCUCGUAUGGCAAAGAUAAGGGAGUUAAUAUGUCUCUGAAAAAACAGGCCCUGAGACAGGAAUCAUUCUUUUGCAUUAUAAACCUGUAUGGUACAAUAAACACAUAAUACCGCGUGAAUACAAAAAGAUGGAAAAUCAAAAAAGCAGAGGAAACUAAUGUUUUUACUGUUUGUUCAGCAUCCACGGUGACACCUUCCCCAGCCUCAACUGUGAAAACCACACAGAGCGGGACCCAUCAAACUCCUGCCUGGGGUAAGAGGAAGAUUUUUUACUACUCCAUAGUUACCUUAAAUGCCACAGGCAUUGCUGCUUUAUUGUUAUCUCACAGCAGACUGACAGAAAUCACAAUCCCCCGUCUCCCAAACAAAACCCAUGGCAGAGCGGCAGAGCAGAGCACCUUGCUUUCUCUCUUUUUUCCAACAGAUUAAUGCUUGAUUGUACCUUAUGCAAGUCAAGAUACUUGUGUCCUCAUACUGUGCUGCUCACCACAGAUAGGGUUUUGAUACACCAUCAGCAGCAUGUCAGCAGGGCCAGUAGAUCUGUCAUACCAUCUCUGACAGUUGCUCCCUUGUGAUCCUUGCCUCUUUCUUCUUCUGGUAAAGAGUGUUCAGUAGUAAAACUUAAUUCAAUACCUUUCCCUUCUGCUGUUUCCUAUAGAUCCAACAUGGGACCAAGGUUUCACCUAUGGUAAGAACCUACCAAUAUCUGUCUCUGUUUUUGUGUUAUUACCUGUUCUGUGUGUGGUCAUUGUCAGUGUAAUUUCAACAGAUUACAAGUCCCUGCGUGUGGCUGGACUGUCCAUCGCAGCUGUGCUGUUCAUCCUGGGAAUCAUGGUGAUUGGCUGUAGGUUUGACCCUAAAAUUACUCAAGCUGAAAUGCAAAGUUUUGUAAACACUGUUGUUGUAUUCACUUGCCAUCUCACUACAAAUAAGGACCAGUUGUAACAUUUUGAUUGAUCCCACAGGGAAAUGUUGGCAUUUAAGGUACUCACUAUGAAAGAGGGAGAAAAUAGAAGAAGAUUAAAAUGAAAUAUAGACUACAAUAACAGUCCUAAUGAAGCUCAAGUACACUUUAAGUAGUAAAAGGUGAAUAAAAUAAAUACAGUAUAAUAAAACUGCAUCUGUGAAAGAUAAGGAGCAGUAAAAAAUACGUUUAUGUUAGCUUGAGUAGGUUUCGCUCAUAAGUUUGCAGAAUGAACACUUGUACACUUGUCCAUAUUUGCUGUUUUGUUCAACAUAAAAGAGACUCAGAGUUUUAUUUUUGAUGUUGACCCUCAGAAAGAGUUCAUCUUCUUUGCUCUUUUAUAGGUGGAAGGGUCUGUCGGCUACCCAGGUGUAAAACAAAGUCAUCCAAGUAAGUAUUUAAAGCUUUUUAUUUCAUUUACCCUGAUGAAUGAGCACCACGUUUAUGCUGUGUUUUAGCGGUGCACGAUUAGCCCAACAGCUGUUUAAUUUAAGACAAUGGAAGCUGACAGACCCAAGUGAUGCUGGACUAAAUUACAGUCCAUGUUCAGGAAGGGUAGCUGGGCUUAUAUCAGGCUGUUGGCAAACUGCAGCUGAAUGAGUUGAGUAAUUUAUUUAUCACAGGCCACUGGAUGAUGUAUGGCAAACAAUCAGUCACUUCAGACAUAUAAUAGCUCAACAGAAUGCUGACUAAAACCUCUGUGAUGAAUAAUAGAUCAAAAAGAUUAUGAUGAAGCUAUUUGUUGAGUGAAACUAUAACGGGCCAACAGUAUGUGACGUUGUGAUACUAUUGUUUCUGAAAAGUACAAAUGAUUGCUUUCAGGGUUUGUUUGAAUGUUCUGUGUGUUUGGUUCUCAGGUCAUAUCAAGUGGUGCAGCAGGGAUAAUGAGGGGGAGCAUGGGCACACUGCUAAAAGCAGAACUGCAAGAAACAACCAGCAGUCGAGAGAAAAACACUUGAGCAACACCUGCAGCGUGUGCGUACAUGAGGAUUGAAGGACUGUAUGCUGCUUAGGAACAGCAUCAAAACAUGAACUGUGCUGACAAGGGAGGAAAGUGGCACCAUCAUCCACUUAGUCUCUGUCAAAUGUUAUUCCUAUACUUGGCAAAUGGCACCAAAGAAAUACAGUGAUUAUUUAUCUUGGCAAAUAAUAAAGAGAUGGUUCCUAUUUUAAUCACUCCUUCAGCUGUGAGGCAGGCCUUUUUCUAUUGAACUUUGUCUUUUAAUAACUAAUAACAGAGCCAGUGUCCCUCAGCCAAGAUUAUUAAAGGUUAUGAAAAUAACACCAAAUAUUGAACAAAACCCUCCACAGCUCUUGUGUUAUCUUUUAAGUACAGCUGGGUCAUUUCCUCUUCCUGCAUAGUCUUCCACACUUUCAAUCGCAACAAAAACAAGAUGUUUAGUAAGGGGUGUCUAAGCCUCUUAGUGACUCUAUGCUUGUAAGUGAGUAAAGCCCGAGAUUAAACCAGAUCCACUGGCGCAUUAUUAUUGCAUCCAUAUGGUAUCAAAUGAUGCAUACAGGGAGAUGACACGCACAUGUUAAAACAGAUUUAAUGACACAAUUUACACAAUGUAGAGUUAAGUUUACAUAAUAUACAGCAGUAUUGAUUGUUCUCAGAGCAAAAUAAAGGGAGACAGUAACUGUGCAGAAAAAAAAAAACAUAUAAAUUCAUGAAAAAUAGUCCCCUACUAAUAUUUUCCUGUGAGAUAUAAGGUCAUGUAUUGUAUACAUUGUUAUCUGAUAUAUGAUUUAAAACCAUUGAAUAAAAUAUAGUAUAUAUUUGUUUGGAAAAGCCAUUGCUCAUAAAUGUAUGAACUUCACAAGAAGUCUAAAUUUAAAUAUUUGUUUUGCUGCUAUAAGAAACUAAAUACAAAUACUUUACAGAAAA
This is a messenger RNA of Xyrichtys novacula (pearly razorfish), 9405 nucleotides long. The record is from the annotation of a GenBank genome assembly. Lineage: Eukaryota; Metazoa; Chordata; Actinopteri; Labriformes; Labridae.